Molecule: messenger RNA, 2320 nt
Organism: Fusarium graminearum PH-1
Lineage: Eukaryota; Fungi; Ascomycota; Sordariomycetes; Hypocreales; Nectriaceae
Exons: 8
Coding region: 1-1764 (587 amino acids)
Cellular component (GO): cytoplasm
Molecular function (GO): glycosyltransferase activity
Source: RefSeq, a predicted model, not a curated record
AUGACUGCUCAAAAUGCCAAAGGCGAGCAGAUCUAUGCUACGCUUCUUCUGAGCGAUUCCUACCUUCCUGGCGCACUCGUCCUCGCGCACUCUCUUCGUGAUGCUGGAGCCAACCACAAGUUGGCAGUCUUGGUUACACUCGAUUCUGUAUCGGGCGACUCCAUUACACAACUCAAGGAGGUCUACGACUACAUCUUCCCUGUGCCACGAAUUCGCAAUGACCACCCAGCCAACCUACAACUGAUGAACCGUGGCGAUCUGCACUCUGCCUUUACCAAGAUCAACCUAUGGAGACUCACCGAUUUCUCCAAGAUUGUCUACAUUGACGCUGAUGUCGUCGCAUACCGAGCUCCUGAGGAGCUCUUCAACUUGUCUCAGCCCUUUGCUGCGGCUCCAGAUAUCGGCUGGCCAGAUCUGUUCAACACUGGUGUAAUGGUUCUGGAUCCCAACAUGGGAGACUUCUAUGCCAUGAUGGCUAUGGCUGAGAGGGGCAUCUCUUUUGACGGUGCCGAUCAGGGUCUGAUCAACAUGCACUUUGGCCAACAGUACCAUCGCUUGAGCUUCACCUACAACGUCACACCAUCCGCCCAUUACCACGCGAAUUCUACCGGACAACAACAGCAUGGUGAGCAAGACUUGGAAGAUCAGCACCAAGCCGACGAAGACGAAGAAAAAGACGAAGAUGAAACUCACCACGAAACCCCAGGCCGACACCCCAUCACGAUGCACGAUUGGGAUGCUCAAAAAUACCCCCCUCCCUCUGACUCGAAGCCCGAAGCGCUGAAUUUCCCCCUCACUCACUACGAAAUGUCCCGUGACACCACGCCGUUCAUUCCUCCUCAACGUUACCCGAGCCCCCCGCAGAACAUGUGGUACGAAGUACCAAAAGAUAGGUCGUCUCCCCAGUCAAAGCAUGCUCCGGAGAUCUUUCCCUGGGAACGUAAUCAACCACGACCCACGAGAACUUUUGCAGGAGAGCCUCAACCAGAACCUCAGCCAAGUCCUGAAGAGACCAGUGCGCAACUUUCGGUAAAAACUGAAGGCAUCACAGAAUCCGGAUCCGAAUCCAAGAACCAAUCUAGCUCGAGUACCCCUACAGUACAGGUUACGUCGUCCAGCCCUUGGACCUCAUACACACGCACAAAUGCCUGGGACGAAGUGCCUGCUAUCGAACGGUAUGUUGACCGUCUACAUGGCGGCGGCCAUAGACGUGGUAAGAGUUCGACCUCUUCGACAGGUCGCGUAAAGAGCCCGACAACCGGUACAUGGCGGGAUGAUCAGACCAGCUCCAAGCAGGGUCUGAAGCUCACCGAUUUUCCCAGUGCCGUUGAACGCCCCAGCUUACCAGUAACGCCGGCUCCGGUCCACCGAAACUCAUUCUUUACAGAAGACGACGCGGAAAAUGAAGACGAAACGAAAAAGAAGCUUCCUGAAGCUGAAGGCGUCCCGACGCAGUCCGACUGGGAUCCUAUCGAACAACUUCAGAAAUUGGCCAAGCAGCAAUCGGAUGCAUUACUAAAGAGAUUGGGCGGUGAUGGAGAAGAAGGAGGAUCCGCCUCAGGCGUGUUAAGCCCACAGCCGAUGAAAGGCGAAAGAUCGGCAGGCGUUUUGCGCGAUAUGAGCAGUGGCAGUCCCCAACAGUCAACGAUACCUCAGCCAAGUUACUCCGGACCCGGCGCCGCAUGGGAAAAGGGUGAAGAUAUCCCGCUGCACGAAACGCCCUUGCUGUCCAAGGAAAAGGGACUGGAUGCUCUCACCGCUUAGGAAACGACCGGAUGCACAUCAGCCGCCUCUCCCGAGGGGUCAGAAAAUGUCAGAUCUUUUGUCAUUGUCCCAUUACGAGAUAAAAAAGUCAAGAAGGAAUGAUUGGUGUGUUGCCGCUUGAUGGCUAUCAACGGACGUGGCAAUAAAUGCAGGUUUGAUGGAGGGAGGGCUUCGGUAUUCGUGGUAUGGGCACGGGUUCUUCUCUGCUUUCUCUUUAUUUCUUUUUACUCUUGCAACAUUGUCAACAAGUUUCGAGAUCUCCGUCGACGGCUGAUGCUGAGGAAAAGGAAAGCUGUAUUUUUGCUGGAAUAUGAACAUUAUGGCAGGGUCUCUGGAGACGUCAUCAAAAAAGAGUAGAAGUGUUGCCCUGGACGUUUGGUUUCAACUCAUUUGUUUUGUUCAGUACAUGCAUCAUUCAUGUUGUUCUGUUCAUAUUUGUUACGCGUGUAUUUAUCUCUGUUGCACGGUUUUUUAUUCAGUUUCGUUCACAAUUUCUCUUGUCAGCAUGCUUUGCCACUAAUUUUGUUUGUCAUGGGACGGAACGGUGUUAUUUUGG